CCAAGCUAACAAGCAGCUUCCAGACACCCUCACGAUGCCUUCACGGACGGUAUCACCGACAAUGUCACCAGGCCCCUCGUCUCCGAUCCUCUCACCCCUCGAAGCCCCCGAAGAUCCUGCCACAAGCCCCGACCUCGUCCAUUCUUUGUCCCAUACAAGCACCGUCCUCGCUCUCGCCGUGAGUCCACAGCAUGAGACGAUCUACGCCGGUACACAAGACGGAGAGAUUGUAGCAUGGUCUCUUGACACAUUCCGCCAAGUCCGCCGUGUUCAAGCCCACAAGCGUAGUGUCCUAUCCUUAUCAUUGUCGCCUGAUGCGUCACUCCUGUUUUCCAGCGCUGGAGAUCCCAUCAUCAAUGUCUGGGAUCCAAGCACCUUGACUCGACUUUACGAAAUCUACGGCUCCUACGAUGUCGGCGAUAUCUUUUGUACCGCAUACAGCCCCCAACAUGAGACAUUAUACAUCGGUGCACAAAACGCCACCAUUCAAUGGGUUGGCCUCAACGACGUUACAGCUCGUGUGUCCCCCGAGUCACAGCAGCAUCCCGAUCGACGAAACCAUCGCUUCUUCGACUCUAAAGCUGUCGGUGGCGGCGCAAGUACACCUCGACGAAACGACGAUCGAUGGGGGUUAAUACCAAAAGCACACACUGUUCUCGAGAUGCAUUCAGGCUGCGUUAGAAACUUUGCCCACUAUGGGUAUGUGUACUGUAUGCUCAUGGCUAAGGGACCAACAGUCGAUGUUGGGACAGACGAUGAUGUCUUGAUCUCUGGUGCGGGUGACGGCACAAUCAAGCUUUGGAGCCUCGGGCAUACGGUUGAGGAUGAUGAGGAGCUUAGCGGCGGUAUUCAAGAGAUCAUGACACUGGGCUCAGAUGAUGGCGAGUCAGUCUUGUCCCUCGCACUCGAUAGCUCGUUCCUGUACGCUGGCAAGCUUGACGGUAUCGUUGAACUAUGGGAUCUCGAUACUGCGCAGCGAUUGAGGGUUAUCAAGGCUCACGACUGCGACAUCAUGUCGAUACAAAUGGGCUGGGGAUAUUUAUGGACUGCUGCAACUAAUGGUUGGGCCAGCAAAUACAGUACCACCCACUACGGCAAAUACCAACAUGCAUCCUCCGGAGCCGUUCCCCAGAAAUACCAGUGCCUCCUGAGAUGGGAAGCUCAUCAGGGCAAGGUUCUUGCAUCGGCGGUCACGAACUACAAGAACAAGCAAUACUUCAUCACCGGUGCCAACGAUGACAAUAUCUCGAUUUGGUCCAUUGACACCGAUAAGUGCAACAGUAAAGAGAAAGAAGUAUCACAGGCCUCAGACAACCUCUUGCUGUCUUCUUUGCGAGAAUUUGUGUCAUACAAGACAGUCUCCUCUCGCCCCGAGUUUGCGGAAGACUGUCGCAAGGGAGCUACCUACCUCGGUGCGCUGUUCAAACGUCUCGGUGGUCAUGUUGAGUUACUCAGCACCGAGAAGCAUCACAACCCUGUCGUCUACGCCCACUUCUCAGCUAAGAAGGAGGCUGCUGAGAGGCGAAAGCGAAUUCUUUUCUACGGCCAUUAUGAUGUUGUCGCUGCCGACAGCCGCAAAGGCAAAUGGGAGACUGAUCCAUUCACGAUGCAAGGAACUAACGGUUACCUGUAUGGUCGUGGUGUCAGUGACAACAAGGGUCCCAUCAUCGCUGCGCUGUAUGCAGUGACCGAUUUGAUGGAGAGCCAGCAACUAGAGAAUGACGUUAUCUUCCUCAUUGAAGGUGAGGAAGAGUUUGGUUCGUUAGGCUUUGAGGAAGCUGUCAAGAAGAACAAGGAGUUGAUCGGCGAAGUUGACUAUAUCUUGCUUGCCAACAGUUACUGGUUAGACGACGAGGUCCCGUGCUUGACGUACGGUCUUCGUGGUGUUUUGCACACAACUGUCUGUGUUGACGCACCUCGUCCAGAUAUCCACUCAGGUGUCGACGGCUCGUACAUGAUGAAUGAGCCUCUUUCAGAUCUCACUCAGAUCCUUGGCAAGCUCAAGGGCCAUGGCAACCGGGUACAGAUUCCCGGCUUCUACGAUGGCAUUCUUCCGGUGACACCUGAAGAGGAAGCGCGCUACGAUGAUAUUGCCCAGAUCUUGAUUCGCAGUAAUCCUGAAAAAGGCCCCGAGGAGAGGCUCAAACAGUCGCUUAUGGCAAGGUGGCGCGAGCCCAAUCUGACACUCCACCGAUACAAGGUUUCUGGUCCUGAUGGAAGUCUAGUAAGCAGUCAUGCCAGUUCCCACAUCAGUCUGCGCAUGGUGCCAGGACAAGAAGUGGACAGCGUGAUUGAAGCACUCGUCAAGUUCCUUGAGAAUGAGUUUUCUCAGCUUGAGUCACAGAACAAGCUCACCAUCAACGUCGACAACAGAGCUGAACCAUGGCUCGGAGACCCUACGAAUGCCAUCUUCCAGACAUUGGAGAAGGCCAUCCUGGAGACGUGGGAUGAGUGUUUCGAAACAUCGCCCUCAUCAGGUGAGGCUACACCAGAGCCCGAAAAGGCAGAAAAGUCCAAAGAGGAAGAAGUUCUGUCAGUCAAGACCAAGCUUGGCAAACCACGUAAGCCGCUUUACAUCCGCGAGGGUGGAUCCAUCCCAGCGAUCAGAUUCUUGGAGAAAGAAUUUGGAGCUCCUGCAGCUCAUCUGCCUUGCGGACAGUCAAGCGACUCCGCUCAUCUGGACAACGAGCGGAUAUGUCUGCUGAACCUAUUGAAGGCUCGUGAGAUUUUUGGCAAGGUGUUCAGUCGAUUGUAAGACUGGUGAGACAACGGGCGGGGCUGAAGUGAGAUAUGGAAUUUGGUGUAUUUUAAAAAAUGGAGAAAUGUAGGAGAAUGAUACCCUUGUUUGUGGAAGUCAAG
This is a messenger RNA of Fusarium oxysporum Fo47, 2859 nucleotides long. RefSeq names its product glutamine amidotransferase subunit DUG2. The record is from RefSeq and is a predicted model, not a curated record. Gene Ontology annotation, biological process: proteolysis; glutathione catabolic process. Lineage: Eukaryota; Fungi; Ascomycota; Sordariomycetes; Hypocreales; Nectriaceae. Bases 35 to 2755 code for a protein of 906 amino acids. The transcript has 2 exons. Gene Ontology annotation, molecular function: protein binding; peptidase activity.